This is a messenger RNA of Pygocentrus nattereri (red-bellied piranha), 3095 nucleotides long. RefSeq names its product glucose-fructose oxidoreductase domain containing 2 (gene gfod2). Lineage: Eukaryota; Metazoa; Chordata; Actinopteri; Characiformes; Serrasalmidae. The record is from RefSeq and is a predicted model, not a curated record. The transcript is spliced from 4 exons. The coding region runs from base 626 to 1729 and encodes 367 amino acids. Gene Ontology annotation, molecular function: nucleotide binding.
AUUUUAAAGCAGAUUCCCUGCGUGAUCGGCUGUGUCUGUGAGACUGAGUGGCCUGCUGUGACGUCACUGAUGUCAGUUAGAAUCUGAAGCUCUGAACUUUCCGCCGUUCAUUCUUAUGGGAGGAUUUUAAUAUUUAAACUUCAUUUUAUUAAAAACUGCCAAUCCGAUCGACUCCAAAUAUACAGAGCACAAGUCACAGCGCCGAGACCUUCGAAACGCAGUUUGAACAGAGUCUGACCGUUAAGCGGUUCGGAGCUGAGGGAUAACAGUAGAGCACUUUUUCAAGCCCUCUAAUGACUGUAAGUUAGUCAACACUACAGAUGGUAGUCUAGCAUUGCCUGAGGGGAAAAGCAAGGCACAGGCGUUUCAGUGACAGCUGUAUUGUAGGAGAACUUAUCUAUAGAAUGUAUUGUGUUGCUUAUUAUCUCAUCAUCCUGAAGAGUCUGGGCUUAAUUUAGCUCAUUGUCAAGGGGAUCUGGCUCUGCCUAGACCUGUCGGCGGCGAGCUGUGUCCAAGUGGUUUGCCCCACCAGCUGCUUGAAGCUUUGAUUUCAGAUGGGGUGCACAUAGUGGCUGAGGAAGAGUGAGACUACCAGGCUUGUUUUUAUUGACCGUGUGUGAGCAGAAUGUUGCCGGGUGUGGGUGUGUUUGGGACUGGCCGGACGGUGCGUGCUCUGGUGCCGUUGCUCCAAAAGGAAGGCUUUCCUGUUCAAGCUGUCUGGGGCCGGACUCAGGAAGAAGCAGAGUGCUUGGCUAAUGAGCUGGACAUCCCCUUCUCUACCAGCCAGUCGGAUGAUGUCCUGCUGCAUCCAGAGGUUCACCUUGUGUGCAUACUUACACCGCCGCCGUACACUCGCCAGAUUGCGGUGAAAGCUUUAGGAAUAGGAAAGAACGUGAUCAGCGAGCAGGCUGCCACGUUAACAGACGCCUGUAAGAUGGUGACAGCAGCGCGGUAUUACCCUCAAUUGAUGAGCAUCAUGAGCAAUGCCCUGCGCUUCCUUCCUGCUUUUGUCUUGAUGAAACGUCUUCUUGGGGAGGGUUACUGCGGGACAUUGCAGGUGUGUGAAGCGCGUGUAUAUGGAGGCUCUCUGCUUAGUCAGUCGUAUGGCUGGGCAUGGGAGGAGCUGAUGGGGGGCGGCGGCCUGCACACAGUCGGUUCUUGCAUUAUUGACCUCCUGAGCCACUUGACGGGGGGCCGGGCUGUUCGUGUGCAUGGAAUGCUGCGGACCUUUGUGCGUCAGGGAAGCACUGGAGGCGGGAUCCGCUCUGUGACUGCUGACGAUUACGCUUGCUUUCAGCUACUGAUGGGUGGGGGUGUGGUCUGUAGUGUGACACUGAAUUUUAACCUCCCAGGUGCUGACCUGCAUGAGGUUAUGCUGGUGGGGUCUUCUGGAAGACUGGUUGCCAGGGGGACUGAGCUGUACGGUCAGCAAAAUGGCACACAUGGGGAGAAAAUUCUUUUGAGUGGCUGCGAGUCCGGCGCUGGACCAUCUGUCACAGGACUGAACGCUAUGGUGACUCAGCUCCGCCUGUCUUUCCAGGCGCAGGAGGACAGGCGCUCAUGGGCACGGCAUCCGGUUUCCAUGGCGGCUACUUUCGAGGAUGGGCUGUAUGUUCAGACGGUUGUUGAUGCUAUCAAACGGUCAAACCGCACUGGAGAGUGGGAAGCUGUGGAAGUCAGGACCCAGGAUAUAGAUCCAAACCAUAACCACAGAACCCCUCCUAACUAACGUGCUACUUUUCUUUUUCUCCUGUUUCUACCCAUCAUGGCUUGCGUGCCUUUACACUGAAAAGUCUAUGGCUUUCGCCAACUGGUCUAUUUAAUUUAAACACAGCAUAAAAACUGAUUAACUUAAUAUGAAGCUUAUAUUUUAGGGUUAAGAACCUCUUGUUUUAUUUUGUGUAGGGCUGAAGAAACACUGGAGUUACAUUACUGGAAGCAAGACUUUUACGUACUCUGACAUAGUCUACAAGAUUAGCUGUGAAAAAUUCCUUUUUUAUAUUAUUUUAUUUACACAUGUUAAAGCUUAUAAAUAAAUGUUCAUAAAGGAUUUAGACAGUGUUUUAAUAUAGAGAAACUGCUUUUACUGUGCUCGUUUUACUUGUGAGCACAAAGCCAUGCUUUGUUGAAAAGGACUUCCGCCGGUUUUUCAAAGUUCCUGCAUAAUUAAAUGGUUAAGAUGUAAACAAAGUCAUUCAGAGUGGUCUCCUGUGAAAUUUGCUGAUCUAGAGAAACUUGGAGUCAGAAUUCUUCACAGCAAUUUACUUCCUGUAAAAGGUACAUCAAAGUCAUUAAAUGAAAUGGUUAUAAAUAAGCUGCCUGAUGCCCGAGUCAUUAUUUGUAGGUACAAUAUUGGCCUGAAACGUAAAUGACGUUAGUGAUAGUUUUGGGCAGAGGCCGUAUUUGUGUUGUGGCUAGUGUGACCCCUGUUUCCCAGUUCUUACCACAACUGUAAAGAAAUCUGAGCACUUCAGAGUAAAGCAUUUCACAUGAGACCACUCUGAAUGACUUGUGUUGGUGGAAGUCCCAUUUUAAUUGAACUGAGAAGACUAAUUAAAAAAGCAUCCAAGAUAGAUGUGUAUACUGAACCUGCCGAUGUUUGGCUUCAGUGCAUCUCUUGCUGUAAUAUUCUACUGGUGGUGUAUUAGAAGCUGAUUUCUAAUAAGCUGCGCAAAAGUUGCCGAAUAUAUUUGUGUUAUUUCAGGCUUUGUACUUUUUGUCCGCACUUAUUUAUGUGUAUUUAAGAUACAUAGAGAAAAUGGGCUUAGUUGAGUGUUUAACUUUAUGGUUUAAUAAAUGCUUUCCUAAUUUAACAAAAUAUUUUUGUGUGUUUGCACCCAAUUUUAGUCUACACAGUAUGGCAGAGCAGUAUUGUGACUGUUUUAAAUUAUGAUUACUUUCUAUAAAUUAGGGUCUAGUCUUGCCAGGAAGACCAUCCAAUCCACUUUUUUGGCCCUUGUUUCGUGUGCAUCAUGAGUGUGGCUUUUGAUGUGCCUCUCCUCUACAGGCAGCUCAAAAGCGCCAUGUGAUUAGAUGACCUAAGCGCACUAACCUGUACGCCGUAAUAAAAAUUAAAAGGUUGUGGCCUGGCUGAA